AUGAAGAAAACUUCAGAUAUAAAACAUAUUUUUAAGAGGGAAGAUGAUAGUUCAAAGAUAACGAAAUUGAUAAAGAAUAUUUCUCCCCUUUUUUUUAUGAGUGAAUUUUUAUAUAUUUUAUUUUUACGUUACAAUGAUCAUAUAUUAAGUACAACAUAUAAAGAAAAAGUAACACCCCAUGUUAGGGAAAACAUAUAUAAUAUUUUCAUACUAUUAUAUUUUAUAAAGCCAUUAUUUGCAUUUUUAACAGAUAGUGUGUAUUUUAAUUUAAAUAAUAUACUUGGCCUUAUUUACAGAAAAAUAUAUAAAAUAUAUAAUUAUUUUGAACAAUUUAUACAAUAUUGUUGUAGUUUAAUAUAUAAAAGUAAAUAUUUAUUUUUAAAAAUAUUUUUUAAAAGAUAUAUAAAGAAUGGAUUGUCAAAAUCACGAUAUUUAAAAAAAAAGGCACAUAUAGGAAAAAGUGGAUAUAUGGAUAAUUUUGUAUAUUUUCCAUUAAAUAGAAAAUAUUAUGUUAUUAUUAGUGAAUUUAUAACGACCUUGUUGUUAUUAGUUAUUUACCUUUUUAAUGAAAAAAUAAAUUAUUAUAUUUACCUUACUAUAAUAUCAUUUAUAUCCAGUCAAAUGUUAUUAUCAUCUUGUAUAUUUGAAGGUGUAGUAGUUGAAAGAUGUAAAAGGCAAAUGUAUUUUGAAAAAGUUUUUUACAUAUCAUAUGUAAUGUGUGUAAAAAUAUUUUGUUCUCUCAUAUUAUAUUAUAUGUAUAUUUUGAAAGUCAGUAUAUUUGUUUUAAUUUCCAAAAGCUUCCUCAUCUUUCUUAUAUCAUGUGUAUGUAGUGAAGAAACACUUUUAUUAAAUAAUAAAAGAAAAAUACAACGUAAUAUUAUAUUCAAAAGUGGAAGUGAUGAAGUGUAUGUCAAAAAUACAGAAGACAUAUUAUCCCAAAUAAAUAUUUUAAAAAAAAUAUUUUUUAAUGAAAAUUUAUUUAAAACAAUCUUUUUUAUUAUAUUAUUUAAUUCUGCUAUUGAUUCCAAACUUUCCAUUUUACAAUAUGGUGUUCAGAAUUUUAAUUGGCCGCAUUCUCUAAUUAAUUACAUUCCUCUCGUAUCACAGUCGUCCAAAUUAAUUGGUAUUUCAAUUUUCCAAUUGUACACAAAUAAACUUAAUUACAAAAAUUAUUCCAUGGUCGUUAUCCUAUUUAAUAUUUUACUUAAAUUAUGCAGUUUUAUUUUUCUGUAUAAUAACAAGAAUACCUACGUGAGUCCCUUUUUAUUUUUAUUCAAUAUAAUUGUUCAGAAUAUUUCUAUCAAAAUUUUAUCUUUACCCAUCUUAUUAUUAUGUAUAGAAAAAGCUCCUUUAAGUUUAGAAUCUACCAUAAUAAAUAUAUAUAUUUUUUGUUUUAAUUUAUCAAAUUUGAUUAGUAAAAGAUAUUUCAUGUGGAAUAUUAUAUUACAUGUGUCAAAGAAUGUGUUCAUAAUUUUACUUCUUUCAUUCCUAACAACAUGUGCUAGCUUAUUAUAUUAUUUCCACAUCUCUUUAGAUACCUUAAAUAAUAUGAAUUCAUCAUCAUUAUAUUUAGAUGAAAAGGAAGAUGUAAACUUGAAAAUAAAUAAAAUACCCCAAAAAAAUUAUUUGCGUGAUGAAUUAUUUCUUAAUAAUGAGGAAAAAAAAAAACAGGUUAAAAAGGUUGUUCGUUUUAAAGAAGAUUCAAUUAUAAAGACGCAAAAAAAUACAAAUGAUGAAAAAAAGAAAAAAAACAAUAAUUUAUUUAAAAUAUCAUCUGAUUAUAAUUCAGAUAGUGAUCAGUGGUUGAUAAUUGAUAGUUUAAAGAGUGAUGAUACAAGAAAAAAGCAAGGGAAAUACAAAUCAUUAAAUAUUUCGAAUAUUAUGUUAUAA
This is a messenger RNA of Plasmodium reichenowi, 1890 nucleotides long. Its product is annotated as putative membrane protein. NCBI's taxonomy places the organism in Eukaryota, Apicomplexa, Aconoidasida, Haemosporida, Plasmodiidae. The coding region runs from base 1 to 1890 and encodes 629 amino acids. The transcript has 3 exons. The record is from RefSeq and is a predicted model, not a curated record.